UUAGCACGCACGCACGCACGCUUGUAUCGGGCAGGCACCUGGACCACGAAGUGAUAGGCUGCAGGGUAGUCUGCUGUGCACGUGAGGAAAGGCGGUUAUCGAAUUGUUUGUUAGUGAGAAGGGAGGCGAAGGCAGGCUCAUCGCGGAAAGGGAGAAGGCUGGAGUCGGCCUUUAUACUUCUGGUUAGUAAAAGAGAAAAACGAUCUGAACAAAAAGGAGUCCGUGACGGUGGAGAAGAGUCGGAUUAGGUAAAAGCUGCGAACGGAUAUACGUGUAUAGUGGGAGAACAUUGUAGUGCUGCCCUGCUGCUGCUGCUGUAUUUCUCUGGGCGAGAGAAAGAGAAAACUGCCAUUUACUGUAACGCCAAGAUGGAUGUCAAAAAGGAGGAAUGUGAGAUCGACAUGCAUAUCAUGGAGAGAACGACCCGACAUGUUAAGGAGGAGGACUGUGAAUGGGAGUGUGUUCGACUUAAACAGGCGAGUCUGGCCAUUAAUGUUGAGGACUGUGAACUGGGAUCAGUGGGCAUUAAAGAAGAAGCUGAAGAGACGUCUGUCAGCAUUGAGGUACACAAAUAUAAAAGAAUUGAGAGCGUCAAGGAAGAUGAACAAGAUGGAGCAAUGACUGAGUUAGUCUCUUCUCAAGGCAGACACUGUCCAUCACGGGAGUCUUCUAUCAAGUCUGAAUCAUUAGAGUCUGAUGCAAAAAGGAGUGAAGAAGUUUCAACUGUUAGAACUCUGGAGGAUCAGCCAUCAACUUUAUCGAAAUCCAGAAAAGGAGACAAACUUCAUUGCUGUUCUGAAUGUGGCAAACAAUUCACAUCCAGGGGAUAUCUUCGGAUACACAAAAGAAUUCACACGGGAGAGAAGCCUUACUGCUGUUCUGAGUGUGGCAAGAGGUUUUUGCAGAUAAGCCAUCUUAAGAGCCACCAAGGAAUUCACACGGUAGAAAAGCCUUAUAGGUGUUCUGAAUGUGGCAAGCAGUUUUUAAAAAAGAGUUUACUUCAUAGACACCAAAGAAUCCACACAGGAGAUAAACCUUAUUGGUGUUCUGAAUGUGGCAAACAUUUUUCGCACAAAUGGGAUCUUCAGAUCCACCAAAGAAUUCACACUGGAGAAAAGCCUUACUGCUGUUCUGAUUGUGGCAAACAAUUCAUGUCCAUGGGCUAUCUUCGGAUACACAAAAGAAUUCACACGGGAGAGAAGCCUUACUGCUGCUCUGAAUGUGGCAAGAGUUUUUUGCAAACGAGCCAUCUUCAGAAGCAUCAAACAGUUCAUACAGGAGAAAAGCCUUAUUCCUGUUCUGAAUGUGGCAAACAGUUUUUGAAAAUGAGCAAUCUUCAGAUCCACCAAAGAAUUCACAUGGGGGAAAAGCCUUACUGCUGUCCUGAGUGUGACAAGCAGUUUUCGCACCGCAGCCAGCUUCAUAGGCACCGAACAAAUCACACAGGAGAAAAGCCUUAUUGUUGUUCUGAAUGUGGCAAGCAAUUCCCACACAAGAGCAAUCUUCAGAUCCACCAAAGAAUUCACACAGGAGAGAAGCCUUAUUGCUGUUCUGAAUGUGGUAAAUGCUUUUCUCGAGGGAGCAAUCUUUCGACCCACCAAAAAACUCAUACUUGAGAGAAGCCAUAUUGCUGUUCUGAAUGUGGCAAAUGCUUCAGCUGCAGUAGCCUCCUUGAGAAUCACAAAAGAGUUCACACUGGAGAGAAGCCGUAUUGCUGUACUGAAUGUGACAAACGAUUCUCACAAAUGAGCCAUCUUCGAACCCAUAAAAGAAUUCAUACUGGAGAGAAGCCGUAUAGUUGUUCAGAAUGUGGCAAACGAUUCUUACAAAUGAGUUAUCUUCGGAGCCAUGCAAGAAUUCACAGCGGCGAGAAACCAUAUCGCUGUAUGGAAUGUGGCAAACAAUAUGUUUACAGUUGCAGUCUUAAAACGCACUUAAGAACUCACAGUGGAGAAAAGCCUUAUUGCUGCACUGAAUGUGGCAAGCAAUUCUCAAUAUUGGGCAAUCUUCAAGCCCACCAAACAAUUCACACUGGAGAGAGGCCAUAUUGCUGCUCUGAAUGUGGCAAAGAUUUCUCAAAGAAAGUUAACCUUAAGAAACACAGAAGAAUUCACAGUGGAGAAAGGCCAUAUUGCUGUUCUGAAUGUGGUAAACGAUUCUACAGCAGUAGCAGCUUUAGGAGACACACAAAAAUUCAUACUGGAGAGAGGCCAUUUUGCUGUGCAGAAUGUGGAAAAGGAUUCAUCAGAAAUAGUCAUCUUCAGCAACACUCAAAAAUUCACAGUAGAGAGAAACAACAAAAUUAAAAAAUAACGGUAAAACCGACAUGUGCUGAUUCUGCCAAACAGUCAUGGAAAAGUUUUCUUGUCUGUUUGCACACAGAGACGCAACAAAGUUGGCAGAUUAUGUCACUAUGCAAAAAAUACAACUUGCUGGGACCUCACUCCAGACCGAAUAACAGAAAAGAAAGAGGUAAUAAACAAUUAGAACUUACUGAUACCAUCUGAUGGCAAAUCAGGCAAAGAUAAAAUGCUCUGAUAAAGCAUGGAUCAAUGCUGGUUCAUCCCAACUGAUAUUCUUGAUCAAAUAUCAAAAAAUGCAAUCUGCAAAUGUGGAAAAAACUCAACUGAGAUUGUAUCAGAUCAGUUCCAUCCGGAUGCCCUCCCAAUUACCACCUCACCAUACCAAUUACAGAAGAAAGAGGUCUUAGGGACAAUUGAUGUACUACACCAAGCCUAAGAGAAUAAAAACCAUAAUAGUAAAAAAAAGAAACACCUCAUGACUCAAGACUGAGGGGCACUCCUGUUCUAAAAAGUAAGCAAGCCAAGCCUUUGUUGAGAAAUUAACAACAAUUUAUUUCUUGUAUAGCCCAAAAUCACGCAAGGAAUGCCUCAAUAGGCCCGUUUUUGUUUGUUUUUUGACAGCCCCCUUUUGAAUCCGACAAGCCAGACGCAGUUAGGGUCCAGGAGACCUUGGCCGACAAGCCGCCUCCAUGUUUUAAGCCAUUCUCAAGCUGAGUUAGUGCUGGGCCAGCCAAUUUGAUGAAAGGACCCUUCUACCCAAUGAUCCCAGUGCUCCUCUAUCUGAGAUGACUAUUCCAUAGGCAGGCAAACACCAAGUGCCACAUGUGAGUACCAAGAAGAGAACCUGAACAGGCAAGGGUUUAUAAAUAGCAUAUUACUUCUGUUUUAGUGCUAAUGACUAACAACAGAGAUGCAGUCUGUACAGUUAAUCAGCAGCUCUAGGCAGGGUGUGCUAAACUGAAGUAGUGAGUCUUCAGCCGGGAUUUGAAAGCUGAGAUCAAAGGGGCAUCUUUUAUGGCAGCAGCUAGACCACUCUACAACUUUGAGAUCCUAUAACUAAAAGCUCGACCUCCCACUGUUAUUUUAUCAAUCCUUGGAAUCAUAAGCAGACCGGCAUCUUGAGAUCUUAUGGUGCGCUUUGUUUUCUAAGUAAUGAUAAGUUCAGACCUUGGCCAUUUCAGUCUUUAUAUUUUAAAAGUAGGAUUUUCAGAUCUGCCAUACACUUAACAGGGAGCCAGUUUAAGACUUUAAGAACUGGAGUUAUGUGUUUCUACUUUCUGGUUUUUGCAAUUGUUCUUGCAUCAGAAUUUUGAAUGAACUGAAAACUCCAUAAAGAUUUGUGCUGCCAGUGAACACAGCAAAUCCUGCUAGAAAUAAAUGCAUGACUUAAGUUCUCAGUAGUCUGCAUAUCUAGAACACCCUUUCAGCCUUGACAUCCUAUUACUAGUAUGCAGCCGUUUUUGUAAAGUACAGGUACGUUUGCAGCCGUUGGAACCAGGCGUGCUACUGUUAGUGCAGACUGGAUCGAGGUGGCAGUUGUUUUGGGUGGCACCUGGUGGCUUCUGUGCAUGACAUGUACAUAGCUCCAUUUUCAAUUUUAUUUCCUCAAGAAGACAGAAGUAUUUGACAGCUAUUGCUCCUUUUUGAGCUUUCUAGACACCCUAAAGGUAGAAUAUCUCACAAAAUAUUUUUUCCCAUAAAAAUAGAAAAUUCAGGGCUGAAAGGGUUAAUUGUCCAACAUUUUUAAGAUGGCCAAAAAAAUAAACAUAUUUUGGAUAGUUUUGUAGUGUAACUUAAAUGAACCCAGAGAGACGUCACGAUAACAUGACUAACAAAAAGAAACCCUCCAUGUUCGUCGUGACUAAAUACCGUAACACCAUCUAAACCGUAAAAAGAAGGGUCAGUAGGAGCAGUGCAGGCGCUCAAAUGAAAAGGAACAAGAGCCUCAGCAGUACAGAGAAACCCCAGGUCUCAAACGUGAAGCCCAUUCCUGUCUUGAUAGUAAGCACACCAAGAAAUUCUUUUUUUUUUUUUUUUUUUUUAUUUAUUUA
Messenger RNA from Polypterus senegalus (gray bichir), 4354 nucleotides. Its product is annotated as gastrula zinc finger protein XlCGF26.1-like. Lineage: Eukaryota; Metazoa; Chordata; Cladistia; Polypteriformes; Polypteridae. The record is from RefSeq and is a predicted model, not a curated record. The transcript is spliced from 5 exons.